UCAAAAAGAGCGCAUCUCACAAGUUGUGAGGAAGAUUUAAGGAUGGGUUACCUCAUUUACCUUCGUAUUUAUUGUAUAUUAAUUAUUGGAUUUAUUGAUCGGGUGUGUACACAUACGACGGUUAUUUAUGAUAACGAUAAAUGGCAGGAUUUUAACGUUGAACAGUAUACAACAAAUGUGCAAGAUUCAAGUUUAAAAACGACAUUAACGCCAGCAAAAACAUUGAGUGUGUAUAGUGAACAGAGUGGCAUAAGUGGACCUAUAUCGGUUUAUGAUCAUUAUAUAGGUGGUGAUGACAAGCACAUAAACUGUGAUGAUGAAACAAACGAUGGACUCCAUAAGAAUGAAGACAUUGACCGUCGUGGCACACAAGGUCAUAGUGAUUUGAAUGACCGACGCCCCAGACGAGACCAACCUGAGCAGAAAUCAUUUAGAAAAGGGCUCGAAAUUGACUUCAUGCAGAACGUUCUUGGUGAAGAGCAUAAAAUUAAAGUUCCACUUAAGAGGCCAAAACAAAUGCCAGGCUAUGUGGCCAUGUUGUAUGAUAUUUUAACUGAGCAGAAUGAACGCACCCUGAUUCCAGCUGGUUCGGAACAACUAAAGUCAAAACCAAAAAUUCGUUUUUAUAGGGGCCUAUUUCACGGUAUCGGGAAGAACAAUUGGAUAUCGUAUGACAUGAAGGACAUUGAUUUAGAGAAGAUCACAAGACUGGAGUUCGUUGUAACAAUGCCUCAAAUGAAGGAACGCAAUACCAGCAUAAGUCUGUAUGUGGAUGCAGAUACAGAAGUUAUCGAGAAAGUUGAAGUAAGCUUCGUAAUCUAUGAAGAUUAUAUUGUUUGUGAUCUAUCAGCUCUGAUAACAACUAAACAACUAAAUAAAAUCAAUAUAAUGAACCAGUUAAGUGCUAUUGGACACACGCAUAAAUUUUCCCGCCUCCAGGAGCCGUUGAUUCUUGUCUAUGAGAAUCAUCAGUCGACACCAUAUCCGACGUCAUUCGAAGGACUCCCCGGAAGAGAAAAGAGAAAUGUUAAUAAUAUGCAGGCAAUACUGUCGAGAGAUUAUUCAGAUUAUCCGGACGAUCCGACUGAGCUAAUCUGUGGGCGCCAAGACUGGUCACUUCCCAUGGAUGACUUUAAUUGGGAGUGGUGGUUGUUACCAAGGCAAUUUAACGCAGGUGUCUGCACGGGAUCAUGCUACUGGCCCCAUGCAGCAAACAACACUAGUAGCUAUGUGUUUUUAACAAGUUUGUGGCAUGAAAUUACGAUGCAUUUAAACGAUAUGCUUGUGCCGCAGGCGCGCUGCGUACCAAACAGUUUUCAUCCGAUGACUGUAGCAUAUAAGCCCAACGAUAACGAAGUGGUUUUUGUUGAGAUUCAAGACAUGAAGGUAGCCUCGUGUGCUUGUAGGUAACGCAAACAUUCGACAUUCAGGUUUUACCAUAUUUGUAAAUUAGUUAUUACCAUUUUCAUAUUUACAAAGCUUUACUUAAUAAUUAAUGCCGUACACGGUAAUAUAUAGUACAUAUAGCGCGAUGUUACUUGAUUUUGAGUGAUACUGCGUCUUUUUUCGUGAUGUUGCUUCAUGUUGUGUGAUGUGUUUUCGACUAGGGUUGAUGAUGUGGUUACUGUAUGAUGUUGCGUGAUACUUUGGUAUGUUGCAUUUCGUCGAAAGAUGUUGCUCGGUGCAUUAUGAUUAUACUUGAUGUUGUAUGAUUUUGCUUGAUUUCGAUUGAUGUUGCAUGAUAUCGAGAGUUGUUGUGUAAUGAUUCUCGAUAGUGCGUGCUGUUGCCUAAUGCCGCGUUAUGCUGUGUGAUUUGCGUGAUCUUGCGUGAUCUUGCGUGUUGCUGCGUGAUACUCUGUUAUAUCGCGUGAUGUUGCAUGCUGAGUGAUUUUUCGUGAUGCUGCGUUUAGUUGCCUGAUUUUCAUUACAUAAUAUAAUAUAGAUACAUUCGCUAUACAUAAUAGUAAAUAUCCAUGCGCUGUGAAGGUGUAUAUAAAUACAUAAUACACUGUUGUUUUACAAAUAAAUUCAUAUUAAAUCAUUUUUAAACAGUUUACGUACAUACUUACGUACUUGCACGUAAAUACUAAAUACAGUUAUGUAUGUAAGCAUAUCUAUAUAAUAAUGCACAUAUAAAUAUCCUAAGCGUUGAAUGGCAUGGUAUAUAAUAAGCUGAUAACAAAGUCUUUAUAACACAAGGGUGUGGUAAAAAAAUGUUUAAAUUAAGUGUAAUGAUUUUCCUCUGUAGUUUUUUCUUAAUAGCAUUACAAAGCUAUAGCUUGUGUAUUUUUCAUUUAAGUUUUUUGUUUUCUAAGUCAGCACAGUCAAGUUUUGCUUGCAUUAUUUAUUCCCUAAUUGAUUGAUCCAUUUGUGCAUUUCUGUUCAAUGUUUUUCAGUUCAAUUUCGUAUUUUACAUCUGGUAUUUGAUAUCUUCCCUCAAGUGAUAAAUGCUCUCAGUCAUGACUCUUGAAGCUGUACAUGUACAUUUAUUAAAUUCAUCAUGAUUACAUUGCUAUUUCAGUCGCGUCUGGUCCACAUUUCUUGACAGUUAGCUUUGUUAUUGGGUUCUGUCAAGUGAAACUUAGUUUUUACUGAUUGUUGGUUUAUUUCUGCCUGUUGCUAAAACUGUUCAAAUGCAAUAGUUUCUUGCCUCGGGUAUCCAUGCAAAUAUAAUGUGCAACCACUAAUAGGUAGUCAUGAUCUGUAACACACUAAUGUCGAGGGAUUUUCUCAAGGUCAUGUUUGAUGGUAAUGGCUCGGAUUAUCACUGAGGACAUCACUUAAGUGUCACACAAAUUAUUUAAAAUCCAUAAAAUCAUUUGACCGGAACGACCUUACAAGUUCACAAAUAUUUACUCGUGUAUUAUCAUGAAAGUCUAAGAUCUCGCGCGAAAACAAAAUUGGACUCAGCAAUAAUAUUUUACAAUCAUUCAAUCGGAAAAAUCUGACUACCUAUGAGGUUUUAUCAAAUUCAGAUCAUUAGCGUCUGAGAUCUCGCGCGGACGGAAACGGUACGUGUGACAGCCGGUAUGACUUAAGGACGGACAUAGGAGAACUUCGUUUCACGUCAGCGAAAUGUCAAUACCAUCAAAAUAAGAUUGCGUACGGACGAACACAGCGGUGACGAUCCGCCUUUCAAGGAACAUGCACAUCAAAAGCAGAGGUGUUAUUUUGUAGAUUUAUUGCAUAUUUAAUGUUCCCUUCGUCAUGUCAAUAUGCUUUCGUUUGGUUUCAAUUUUGAUGGUCGAUUUUCUCUAAUAUAUUUGGAAGUAUGUUGAUAUGAAGGUUAAAAACAUUUAAGUUUGCAUUAGGUAUGCACGUGUGGGCGUCUUUAUUGCAAUGAAUGUUCAAUCAAAAUCCAAGAAGAAGACUUAAGCUAUGCGUGCCCGCGUGGUAAUUUAUAUCGCUAACAGGUGUGUUUAACAUAAACGCAAUAUUGCAAAUUUGUAUGUUAGACAAGGAUUCCGUAUUCUAAACCCAUAUGUUGAACAUAUAUUCAAGAUUGCAAACAUGUGUGUUAAACAUGGAUGCCACUGUGUAAACAAAAAAAACUGUAUUUAUGUUAAUA
Messenger RNA from Dreissena polymorpha, 3568 nucleotides. RefSeq lists its product as uncharacterized. Lineage: Eukaryota; Metazoa; Mollusca; Bivalvia; Myida; Dreissenidae. Bases 43 to 1410 code for a protein of 455 amino acids. Gene Ontology annotation, biological process: SMAD protein signal transduction; BMP signaling pathway. Gene Ontology annotation, cellular component: extracellular region. Gene Ontology annotation, molecular function: cytokine activity; growth factor activity. The record is from RefSeq and is a predicted model, not a curated record. The transcript is spliced from 3 exons.